CGGUGCUCAAAGGCCACUUUUAUUUGUUUCGUGACUUAAGUAUCUGCCUACAAAAAAUACAAACGGACAAAAUAAUCAUGGCAUAUCUGACACUUUUUUCCAAACUACUCAUUACUAUUGGUAUCUUGGAUGUGGUAACUGAUGGUGAAGCCACAACCUCAAGUCAAACAAAUGUAACAGAGUUUUUUCACCCUGCUUCAGUAUUUGAUCCUGAAACGAAUUUCAGCACAGUUUCACCUAGUGGAGAGACUUCGAAUCCUAAAGGAACAUUGGAUCUUGGAAUCAUAAAAGCUUCUGACAACCAUACUUCUGUAACUACUGAAAUAUCUAGUAAUCCAAAUACUAGUGACACUCAAAGUCUUAAUCAAACAGAAGAAUAUGGUAACAACUCCUUCCCGGUUGACAGCUCCAGUGCCAGAACCACAGUCCUACCUAGUUCAACAGUGUCACAAAAAGUACCAAUAAGUCAGAUGCCAGACAUAGAGGUGUCUUCAGCAGCCACAAUGACUUCGAUUGUCAGCACUUCAGGUUUCAAAGGAAGCAGCACUUUGUCACCUUAUAGCACCUCAGCUAUUUCUGAUGGAGCAGCAAACACUUUGGGAAAUGUCUUACUUUGUAUCCUGAUCAUUGCUUUGAUUAUAUUUUUCAUUAUCAUGCUGGUGCUUUACCUGCACAGAAAGAAACGUAGAUAUUCCUUUGACCUCUUCCACAAAACUGCCGAAGAUGCUGACAUUCCCUUGAGUGGUCCAAUUAGUCGAGCUGCCUUUGAAGCAUUUCCAGACAAAGAAGACAACACUGAUGUUAAGGUGAACAAAGACAUGGACAAUCACGAUAACACUCCAGCAGACAUCUCGAACCUGUCUGAGGAAGUUAAUGAAAAGCAAAACAACUGUGAAAAUGAAAUAAACCACAGCCCAGCCAGCCAUGACCAGGAGAACACAGGCAGCCUCGAUGACUGGCCCUUCAAAACCCCAGGCUCAGAAUUCACUGAUAUUGACUUGAUGAACUGAGUCAUUUCUGAGUAAUUUACAUGUUCCCAUCAGUAUACCUCUCGAAAAUCAAUGAAUUCAUGUUCCUCUGAUGCAAAUAACACAAACUGAUUAUGUUAAGUCCACUGAUCCCUUGAGGAUUUGCUUUUAGUCUAAUGCUGCAAGCAUGUGUUAGAAUCUGGCACGAGUAAAAUGAUGUCUGCGGAAGCUAUUAGCAUUGACCAGUGACUUUGGAAUUCAAGUAAGAUAAACAGUCGUAUAUGCCAUAAUACAAUCCAUCAGAUUUCAUGAAGACUUGGUAUUCAUUGGUAAAAUGGUUAUCGACUGGCAAAUUACAAUUUUAUUUUUUAAAUUAUCCCUUAAUUUUGUCUGUCUCUCUGUCAGAAUGUGAGUGGAUUGGUGAUCAAAGAAGAUUGGGAUUCGACCUUAGAUUUCAUUAGAUUGCUUUUUAGUUCAUCUGUGUUCUGCUCAAUUUAUAAUAAAUUGCCAAUUUUUGUUACUG
Hemiscyllium ocellatum (epaulette shark) is the source of this 1491-nucleotide messenger RNA. RefSeq lists its product as uncharacterized. The transcript is spliced from 6 exons. Lineage: Eukaryota; Metazoa; Chordata; Chondrichthyes; Orectolobiformes; Hemiscylliidae. The record is from RefSeq and is a predicted model, not a curated record. Bases 78 to 1010 code for a protein of 310 amino acids.